This is a messenger RNA of Raphanus sativus (radish), 1134 nucleotides long. Its product is annotated as agamous-like MADS-box protein AGL21. Gene Ontology annotation, cellular component: nucleus. Gene Ontology annotation, biological process: positive regulation of transcription by RNA polymerase II. The transcript is spliced from 7 exons. The record is from RefSeq and is a predicted model, not a curated record. Bases 164 to 919 code for a protein of 251 amino acids. NCBI's taxonomy places the organism in Eukaryota, Viridiplantae, Streptophyta, Magnoliopsida, Brassicales, Brassicaceae. Gene Ontology annotation, molecular function: RNA polymerase II cis-regulatory region sequence-specific DNA binding; DNA-binding transcription factor activity, RNA polymerase II-specific; protein dimerization activity.
UUGACUCUUGGCUCAACCUUAUUCUCUUUCUAUUUCUACCUUUCUCUUUCCCCUUAUUCGUCCCUCUCUUUCUACGUUUCUCCUUUGGUCUUUGUAAGAUCUACAAAAACAAAACCCUAGAAAAGAGAAGAACCAGAGGAGAAUCAAUUAGAGAAUAAAAUUGAUGGGAAGAGGGAAGAUUGUAAUCCAAAGGAUCGAUGAUUCUACGAGUAGACAAGUCACUUUCUCCAAACGAAGAAAGGGUCUUAUCAAGAAAGCCAAAGAGCUAGCUAUUCUCUGCGACGCGGAGGUCGGUCUCAUCAUCUUCUCUAGUACCGGAAAGCUCUAUGACUUUGCCAGCUCCAGCAUGAAGUCAGUUAUUGAUAGAUACAACAAGAGCAAGAUGGAACAACAACAAUUACUAAACCCCGAAUCAGAAGUAAAGUUUUGGCAGAGAGAAGCUGCAGUUCUAAGGCAAGAAUUGCAUGCUUUGCAAGAAAACCACCGACAAAUUAUGGGGGAACAACUAAAUGGUUUGAGCGUCAAUGAACUAAACAAUCUUGAGAAUCAACUUGAGAUAAGUUUGCGUGGAGUUCGUAUGAAAAAGGAACACAUGUUGACUCGUGAAAUCCAAGAACUAAGCCAAAAGGUUACGACAAGUUAUAUGUAUAUAUAUAUUGCAAUUCUUAUUUUGCGAGUUUUUGGCUUGUGGGUGCAGAGGAACCUCAUUCAUCAGGAAAACGUUGAAUUAUCAAGAAAAGUACAAAGGAUUCAUCAAGAAAAUGUGGAACUCUACAAAAAGGCUUAUACAGCAAACACAAACGGAUUUAUACACCGUGAACUAAUCGUUGCGCAUGAUGAAUCACGCACUCAAAUUCGGUUGCAACUAAGCCAACCAGAUCAUUCAGAUUAUGAGACCCCACCAAGAGGAAGCGAAUAACAGCAAGUGAUUGAAGUUUGAAGAUACGAUGAUAUUGAAGAACAAAUCGAACGUUUGGUUUGAAUAAGGGACUUGAACUGGAAACAACGAAGAAACAUCAAGAAACGAAGCAUGUCUCUUGUGCAUUUUUAAUUAUCUAAUUGAAGCAUAUAUAAUACAAAAGAAAUACAAGGAAACCUGUGUUUAUUAUACUCUCCUGAGUAUAUAUAUUAAUA